AUGUCCAGAUCAUCCAAAUCCAAGGCCGAUAAGCAGAUGGACGAGAAGAUUGUGCAGUUCUGUGCUGUCACUGGUGCAUCCACGCGAGACGCGAAGCGAUUCUUAGAGAAGCACAAGCGCCUGGACAUCGCGAUCGACUCGUACUACACCGACCCUUCGGGCGGAUCGACCGCCCAGGCUGUUCCGCCCGCUUCCACGAGUAAGCUGAAUCAGCUCUUUGACAAGUACAAGGACCCGGAUAGCGACAACAUCGCAGUGAAUGGCACGAUCAACUUCUGCGAGGACCUCGGCGUCGACCCCGAGGACGUCGUCCUCCUCGCCGUCGCGCAUGACCUCAAGUCCCCCGCGAUGGGCGAGUGGUCGCGCAAGGGUUGGGUUGAUGGGUGGAAGGCGCUUGGAUGCGAUUCGAUAUCCGCGAUGAAGGCCGCGCUUACGCGAAUGCGGGAUAGCUUAGGCUCCGACCCGGAAUAUUUCCAGCAGGUCUACAACUACACAUUCGAGUUCUCCCGGCCGCCCGGUCAGCGCAGUCUUGCGGGCGACAUGGCUCAAGGCUUCUGGGAGCUGCUCAUCCCGCAUGGGCUAGCGGGCGGUGCGCUCGCGCACGUCGGCUCGCGAGAUGGCGAUGAGGAUGAUGACAUGAACGGAGACGAGGGCUGGAACGACGAGCACACGCAGUGGUGGUUCGACUUCCUAACGGAGAGGGGUAGUAAGGGCGUGAGCAAGGACACAUGGCAGAUGUUCCUGGAGUUCGUACGUACAAUUGAUUCGAAGUUUGAGGUGUACGAUGUGGAGGCGGCAUGGCCAUCAACUCUCGAUGACUUCGUGGAGUAUGCUAGGGGGCGAAUAGCCAAGGACGAUGCAUAA
Molecule: messenger RNA, 864 nt
Organism: Sparassis crispa
Lineage: Eukaryota; Fungi; Basidiomycota; Agaricomycetes; Polyporales; Sparassidaceae
Product: Defective in cullin neddylation protein
Exons: 8
Coding region: 1-864 (287 amino acids)
Biological process (GO): positive regulation of ubiquitin-protein transferase activity; protein neddylation
Cellular component (GO): ubiquitin ligase complex
Molecular function (GO): ubiquitin-like protein binding; ubiquitin conjugating enzyme binding; cullin family protein binding
Source: RefSeq, a predicted model, not a curated record